UUGUGUGUUCCAUCAAUGGAAUGGUUAACGUUUUAAUGAUUCGGAUCGGGGCUUGUAUAAACCCCAACUUCACACCGUUUCAGUUUAGAGUAAAUGGAAUGGCUCACGUUUACAUCGAGACGCUGAUACAGAGAUGCAAAACCCUCGGCCACAUCAAGCAGAUCCAAGCCCACCUCCUGACGACUGGUCAUUUCCAAUUUUGCUCUCUCCGAUCGCGCCUUCUCGACCUCUGCGCCGUCUCGCCGGCCGGCGAUCUUGGAUUCGCCGUCGCGAUCUUCCGACAAAUCCACGAGCCUCUCACCAAUGACUGGAACGCCAUCAUCCGCGGCCUCGCCGCGGGUCCUGAGCCGUCACGCGCGGUCGCGUGGUUCCUCUCCAUGUUGCGCGCUUCUUCGUCGUCUCGGUGUAGAGUCGACGCGCUAACAUGCACCUUCACUUUGAAGGCUUGCGCGCGUGCGCUUUGCUCGUCCACAACCGUGCAGCUUCACGCGCAGACCAGUCGACGUGGGUUGAUCGCUGACGCGCUUCUCUACACGACGCUGUUGGAUGCAUACUCGAAGAAUGGAGAUCUCAGUAGCGCGCAGAAGCUGUUCGAAGAAAUGCCGGUUAGAGAUAUCGCGUCGUGGAACGCAUUGAUAGCUGGAUUAGCUUCGGGAAAUCGAGCUUAUGAAGCAUUAGAAUUGUACAGAAGAAUGGAGAGCGACGGGAUAAACCCUAAUGAAGUAACUGUUCUUGGAGCUCUCGCAGCUUGUUCUCACCUGGGUGACAUCAAGGAAGGGGAAAAGAUUCAUGGGUACGUGAAAGGUGCAAACUUGGAUCAAAACGUGAUAGUCUGCAAUGCCAUUAUCGAUAUGUACGCGAAAUGCGGGUUCAUUGAUAAAGCUUUCGAAGUCUUCGACCAAAUCCCCGCCAAAAAGAGUGUGGUUACAUGGAACACCAUGAUCAUGGGGUUUGCAAUACACGGAGAGGCAUACAAAGCGCUGGAGAUCUUCGAGCAAAUGCAUCACAACAACAUCAAACCAGAUGAUGUUUCAUACCUCGCAGCUCUAUGCGCGUGCAAUCACAUGGGACUGACAGAUCACGGGCUCGCCAUAUUCAACAGCAUCUCUUCCAAUGGAGUUGAGCCUAACAUGAGGCAUUACGGCAGCCUAGUCGAUCUGCUAGGACGUGCAGGGCGGCUGAGAGAGGCUUACAAUGUUAUAUCCUCGAUCCCAAUGGUGCCAGAUCCAAUACUAUGGCAAAGCCUUCUCAAUGCUUCACAGAUUCAUAAAAACGUAGAAAUGGCAGAAACUGCAUCGAAGAAAUUACUGGAAAUGGGUUCUGACAAUGAUGGAGAUUUCGUUCUGCUGUCAAAUAUAUAUGCAGCGCAUGGACGGUGGAACGACGUGGGAAGAGUGAGGGACACGAUGAAGGCUAGAUAUGUGCAGAAAAUUCCCGGUUUCAGCUACAUAGAGGCCGAAGGAACUAUUCAUAAGUUCUACAAUGGCGACAAGAGCCAUGACAGAUGGAGAGAUAUAUAUAAGAAGAUCGACGAGAUCAGGUUUAAGAUCAGGGAGUUCGGUUACAUGGCUGAAACAGGGUUGGUGUUGCAUGACAUAGGAGAUGAAGAGAAAGAGAAUGCCUUGUGCUUCCACAGCGAGAAGUUGGCUAUGGCGUAUGGUCUGAUCAUUACUGAGGAGGAGGAUAUGCCCAUCCGAGUGAUAAAGAACCUGAGGAUAUGCGGGGACUGUCAUGUCGUGUUCAAGCACGUCUCGAAGAUUUAUAAUAGAGAGAUUGUUGUUAGGGAUCGAGUUCGGUUUCAUAGAUUCAAAGAUGGGUCUUGUUCUUGCAGAGAUUACUGGUAACAGAUGUGGAAAACAUUGAUUUUGUCUUAAGCUAGAAAUUGAAUA
Molecule: messenger RNA, 1889 nt
Organism: Tarenaya hassleriana
Lineage: Eukaryota; Viridiplantae; Streptophyta; Magnoliopsida; Brassicales; Cleomaceae
Product: pentatricopeptide repeat-containing protein At1g34160
Exons: 2
Coding region: 21-1844 (607 amino acids)
Biological process (GO): RNA modification
Molecular function (GO): RNA binding; zinc ion binding; protein binding
Source: RefSeq, a predicted model, not a curated record